This is a messenger RNA of Notolabrus celidotus (New Zealand spotty), 1265 nucleotides long. RefSeq lists its product as uncharacterized. Gene Ontology annotation, cellular component: membrane raft; external side of plasma membrane. Gene Ontology annotation, biological process: positive regulation of ERK1 and ERK2 cascade; T cell activation; interleukin-15-mediated signaling pathway. The record is from RefSeq and is a predicted model, not a curated record. The coding region runs from base 80 to 1024 and encodes 314 amino acids. Lineage: Eukaryota; Metazoa; Chordata; Actinopteri; Labriformes; Labridae. Gene Ontology annotation, molecular function: protein tyrosine kinase binding; MHC class II protein binding. The transcript is spliced from 7 exons.
AGUUGUAUACUCCGUGACUACCAACAGCAGCUUUAAGAAGAAGGUUAGAGUCUCAGACUGACACGAGCACCAGAGAGAGAUGACCAUGGACGAGUUCACAUGGAUUCAUAUGCUUUUAUUUCUUGCAGCAGUGUUUCAGCUCUCAGCUGGUGGGAAUCAACCCCUCUACCUCACUAUCAGAGAGGGAGUGGAGGUCACUUUGCCCUGUGAGAACGUGAUGAACAGCCAGCGGGAGUGUGACAGCACCACAUGGCUCUUCGUUGAUUCAAGAAACUCCUCAGAGGUAGAGCUGGUCACACGAGGGAAGAUUGGUGAAAAUGCUGGAUCUCAAUCAAACGGACUCAGAGUGACAGAGGACUGCUCUCUGCUCAUGAAGGUCACAGAGGAGGGUGUUGGUCGCUACACGUGUCAACAGUACAAAUCAGGAACGAAACAAAGUCCAGAUGCUCUGAUUUAUCUGUUUCUUCUUACCAUGAGUGAACAGCAGAACGUAGAUUCUGUGACACUGCGCUGCUCCGUGUCGUCACACAGAGUAUGCGCACACAGGGUGAAGUGGCUGUUCGAGGGUAAAGAUGUGAAACGACACGGUGUGGCGUCACUUGAUUUUCCCUGCUACACCUUUGUGACCAUUCAGACUGAUCAGCACAUGUACAAGUCACGAUUCAAGUCGCUCAAAUGCGAGGUGACUAUCGACAACAAGGUGCAGCUGUUUCCCUUCAGACUUCAGCCUGCAGGUGAGGACAUGGUGCAAAUGACGAUACCAGCAACAACAACAACAACAACAACAACAGUAAGAGUGAUGACUGAAUCAACAAUGACCACUGAGGACAGCAUAUACGCAGUCUUUGCAGACAGAUGGAGGAUCAUUAUUGUGUCUGUGGGUUUAGCUGCUCUCUUGAUAGCCGUUGUGACGGUCAACAUCUGGUCCAGAAUCAAAGGGACAAAAACACAGGAGGAUGAAAAGAAGACUGAUAGUCAUGAAGAUGAGGAUAUGGAGAACUAUGAUGACGUCAGAUCUCCAUAGAUGUGACCAACACUUCAGUCUGUCUGCAGCAUCAACAUCACCUCAUGUGUCUCUCAUGUCAUGAGUUGCUCUGUUUAGUUUUGUAGUUCUCUUGUUUUGUAUUCCUUUACCAGUUCCCUUCUUUGUAGUUCUUUGCGUCUCCUUGAGGAUUUUCCCGGCGGUAUUUUCUUCUUUUGUUUCUUUGGACUCUGACAGAGUGACUUUUGUUUUUGUGUUUUUGUUAAAUAAAUCUGUAAGCUGG